Molecule: messenger RNA, 5580 nt
Organism: Indicator indicator
Lineage: Eukaryota; Metazoa; Chordata; Aves; Piciformes; Indicatoridae
Gene: KIF20B
Product: kinesin family member 20B
Exons: 33
Coding region: 1-5580 (1859 amino acids)
Biological process (GO): mitotic spindle assembly; microtubule-based movement
Cellular component (GO): nucleus; spindle microtubule
Molecular function (GO): microtubule binding; plus-end-directed microtubule motor activity; ATP binding
Source: RefSeq, a predicted model, not a curated record
AUGGAAGAGACUUUGGAUAACGAGAAGAAUUUGAGACUGUCCUAUAUUGCUAGUGUUGAGGUUCAAAGAACAGGAGCAGUAGAUAUGGAAGAUAUUAAAGCAGAUCUCUCUGCUAAAUUUUCUUUGGCUUCAAGGUCAGACACGAGUCAGAGGAGCAGUUUGGAGUCUAAGGGACACAUACACGUUUGCCUGCGUGUUAGGCCGUUUACAUCAUCGGAAAGGGAAAAUGAAUUGCAGGACUAUGUUUCACUUGAAGAUUCAAAAAGCAUCAUACUGAAGCCCCCCAAAAACUCCUUGAGUCGACUAAGUGAAAAAGCCACUGGCCAGAAGUUCACUUUUUCACAAGUGUUUGGACCUGAAACAACUCAAGAAGAAUUCUUUGAAGGGACUAUCAAGCAACCAGUCCAAGAUUUCAUAGAUGGAUAUAAUCGUCUUAUUUUCACAUAUGGAGUUACAAAUGCUGGGAAAACCUAUACUUUCCAAGGAACAGAAGAUGAUGGUGGUAUUUUACCAAGGACUAUGGAUAUGUUGUUUAAAAGUAUUCAUGGAAAACUAUACACAGCGAUGGAUCUCAAACCCCAUCGGUGUAGAGAUUAUAUAAGGCUGAAUAAGGAGCAAGUGAGAGAAGAAAACACUAUUAGAAAUUCUAUGCUUCGCUUAUCAAAAGAGGUAGACCAUCAAAAUAGCUGUAACAACAAAGCAGCAGUUGAUUCUAAUGACCUGGAAGAACUCUUAAAAGAGGAGCCUAGCACAACUGUGAAUAAUUACCCCAAGUAUUCUGUUUGGAUUUCAAUUUUUGAGAUUUAUAAUGAAUGUUUAUAUGAUCUACUGAAUCCAAUAUCAAAUGAUAAGAAACGAAAACCACUACGUCUUGCUCAAGAUGUCAAAGGAUGCUCUUAUGUCAGAGAUCUUCAGUGGAUUCAGAUUUUCAAUUCCAAAGAAGCCAUUAAACUUCUAAAACUAGGAUUGAAACACCAGAGUACUGCAAGCACAAAACAAAAUACUUGCUCCAGCAGAAGUCACAGCAUAUUCACAGUUAAGAUGCUAAAAAUUGAAGAUUCGGGAACACCACAAGUGAUUCAAGUCAAUGAAUUGACAAUGUGUGAUCUUGCUGGCUCAGAAAGAUGGACCAAGACCCGCAAUGAAGGUGAUAGAUUGAAAGAGAGUGGAAAUAUAAACACCUCUCUUCUGAUUCUAGGCAAGUGUAUUAAUGCACUCAAGAACUCUCAACAGUCAAAGCUGCAGCAACACAUACCCUUUCGUGAAAGUAAGUUAACUCAUUUCCUGCAAGGAUUCUUCAAUGGAAAGGGGAGAGUAUACAUGAUAGUAAAUAUAAGCCAAUGUGCUUCAGCAUAUGAUGAAACAUUCAGUGUACUGAAGUUUUCAGCCAUUGCACAAAAGGUUAUAGUUGUAGACCCAUCUAUUCUUCCCCAAGAUCAGUCCUUCGGCCAAAAAUCAGGAAAUGAAUCACUACUUAGUUACACUAAGAUGCCAAUCCCAAGGAAAAGAGCUUCUAUUCUGUGGGACAGAAGCCUAGAAGAUGUCAUUGAAGAUGAGGGUGAUGAGUCAGAGGAAGAGUAUACUAUGUCAACAGGAGAACCAGUGCAGCAAGACAGAGAAAAAGUUAUUCUUGGAAAAGAAGAAUUUAUGAAGCUGCUAAGUCUUGUAGAAACGUUGAGGGAGAAACUUAUUACUGAAAAGAAGGACAAGUUACUGCUGGAACUAAAAAUCCGUGAAGAAGUGAUGGAAGAAUUUACCAAACAUUUUGCUGAGCGGGAAAUAAAUUUCAAAGAAUGCCUUUCUUACGAACGAGAAAAGCUUGAAGAAAAUUCUGAAAGACGCCUGGAAAUCUUCAAGGAACUUAUAAACAGUUGUACUGAAAGUGAAAAAAGUAAAUUGGAUGAUCAGCCUUGCAGGGAACAAGCUGGACCUCUGGAUGAAAGCCAGGGAUCCACACAGGGGCCAGGCACUUGUGUUGAUCUUGAGGGCUUUAUUGAUUCUCUGCAGAAUGAUGUCAUUGACAUCAAAAAGCAGGCAGAAGAAGCACAUAGGUAUAUUGUGUCCCUGGAGGACCCACAGGAAGCUGUAGCUUGGCUUGAAAAACAACUGGGAAAAGUUACUUCUGAACUAACUAAGACCAAAGAAGAUUUGACAAAGACAACCAAUGAACUAAUCAAAACUGAAGAGAACCUGACACAGAAAACCAAAGACUUGGAAACACAGAUGAUUAAAUUGGAUGAGUCUGCUGAGCAGCUUAAAGAAGCAACUGAGAAAAUGAAUACACAGAAUAAAAGGAUUCAGGAACUCAUGGACAUUGUGGAGCAAAAAGAUGAUGUUAUUAAAAAACUACAAGAUUUGAUAUCCGAUUUUGAAGAAACCAUAAAAGACUAUGACAGGACUGUAACCUCCAUUAAAAGAAAGCUGGUGAAAAACAACUCUAGCAUAGUAGUUGAAAGCAGCCAGUUUGAAGAUUGUGAGGAAACUGUGUUGGAAGUGGGAAGGAAACGGUGCUUUGAAAAUAAGCCUACUGUGGAAGAGCCACCUACAAAGAAAGGAGACAUGAAGGAGAGUUGGGAAUAUGAUUCUCUAGAGCAAAAGAGAACUGAAUAUGUGAAAAAUACUUCUGAGAACAAUGAAGAAAUAUUAAUACUGAAGGAAAGAACUGAAACCUUGGAAGGUCAACUAGCUGCACUUGAAGACCAAUGCAGAAAAGAAAAGAACAAAAAUGAAGAGUUCACUGGACAGAUAGCAAACUUGCAUCUCGAGAUCUCUGCUUCUGAAGAAAGGGCUUCCAGCUUAAGUGAAGACCUUAAGCAAUGUCGAGCUGACUAUCAGGAGAUUGUUUCAGAAUUGGACAAACAGAAAGCUAUAAACAGGGAACAGGAAGAAAGGAUUAUUCAGCUAAAUAGUGAAGUAGAAUGUGCAAAAAAAAGUAUAAUUGAUAAAGUUUCAAAAAUUAAAGCAAUGCAGUCCAAAGUAGAAGAGUUGUAUAAAGGUAAUUUAGAGUCUUAUGCUGUGGAUAUUGACUUAGUUAAUCUAAAUGAUUCCUUAGACUCUCAGAAAGAUGAACCAGACAGAGUUCAAAUGAAUCUGGCAUGUGUGCAGCCCCAGACUGCUUCUACAGCAGAUCAGAGACAAGAGUGUUCCUUUCACUCUAGCGUUGAAAGUAUUUGGGAGGAAUGCAAAAAUAUUAUUAAGGCUUCUUCACAAAAAAGUCAGCAGAUUCAGGAACUACUUCAGCAAGUUGAAGACUUAAAAAAGGCACUUGAUGAUACUGAGAAUUAUAAUAAUGAACUAAAAAUAAAAUUAAAUGAGUUUGAAAAUCAGUCAAUAAAGGAGAAAGAUCUUAUGAAUCAGUUACAAGAGCAAAUCCAGAAGAAAAACCAGGAUAUUGAAAAGCAGGCUGCGGAGGAUCACAGAGUAAUUGCAGAGUUUGAGGAGGAAGUUGCCAGUUACAAGGGAAAAAUCAGAGAGCUUGAAUGCCUCUUGGAAUCUUUUAGAGCUAAAAAUGAUACCAUAGAAAAGUUAGAAGAAGUCCUUCAUGAAAAGGAAACUAUUAUUUUAAGUCUAGAAAGUAAUAAAGUAUCUUUGCAAGAGAAAUGUGCCAAUUCAGACAGAAAACUGAAAGAAUUAAAUGAUCAAGAUGCAAAUCGGAAGGAGGAGGUUCUGCAGUUGAUGAACAGCUUGGAGAAUAUGAAACAGUCCCUUCAGGAAAAGGAGAAAACUGAGCAUGAGCAAACACAAUCUAUAGCAUUACUACGUAAAGAUCUUUCUGAGAGCUCUGCCCUUGUCCAGAAUUUGAAAAAAGAUUUGCAGAGGAAAGAAGAAGAAUAUGUAGAUUUGAAAGAGAAAUUUUCUGACGCUAAGAAACAAAUUCAGCAAGUACAAAAAGAGGUGUUUACAAUGCGAUCUGAGGAGAAAUCUCUGAGGGAUAAAACUAAUGAACUUCAGAAAGCUAAAAACAACUUGAGUGAACAACUGGAAAUCAAACAGCGCACAAUCCUGCAGCUUCAAAAGGAGCAGCUGAAUAAGGAGAAAUUGGAAGAAAUCUCCAAACAGUAUGAGAAAACAUGUAAAGAUCUGUGUGCAAAGGAAAAAAUAAUUGAAGAUAUGCGGAUGACGUUAGAAGAACAGGAACAGACUCAGAUUGAACAAGAUCAAGUGCUUGAAGCCAAAUUAGAAGAGACCAACAGAUUAGUUCAGGAACUUGAAGCAUGGAAGCAGAAAUAUGGAGACCUGAAUAACCAGAGCAACAGUAACUGCCAGCAAAAGAUCAAAAAUGAGGAGAAAAAUGAAAAUGACAAAUUAAUGAAACUGCAAAAAGAACUGGAGGAAAAUCAGGCAAAGUAUCAAACUGAUAGAAAAAAAUGGCUGGAGGAAAAAAUGAGACUUGUAAGUCAAGUAAAAGAAGCUGAGAGCCAUCGCAACAGAGAAAUACGAAAAUUUGCAGAGGGCAGAGAACGUCACAUAGAGCAACAAGCAGAAAUUGAAAGACUUACUGCACAGCUGGUAGAAAAGGAGAGCAAUCUUCAAAAGUGGCGUGAAGAAAGAGAUGAAUUAGUAGAAGCUUUGGAAAUACAGCUCAAGACUUUGGCUUCUAACAUGAUACAAAAGGAUAAAGAAAUAGCAGAACUGAAGCAGGCUGCACUAAAGGAUUCAGAAAAGGAAACUGAUAUAGAGGAACUAAGAAAACAGCUGGCUGAGAAAGAUGGCUUUUUAAAUGAACUGAAGCCAAAAAUUAACCAUGGAUGUCUUCAGUCCUUGGCAGAAGUACCUUUACCUGAAGGACAAGAUACAGUAGAUCAGACUGUAAACAAAGAGUUUAUGGAAAAACAAAGCAAGACUAAUCCUUUAACUGGACAAGGUAUUCCAGUAAGAGAUGAAGUUAAAGAGAAUUAUUCAUUAUCUCGAUGUCCUAGUAGUGCUUCUUCAGUAAGCGAGGACCAUUCAGAAAUUGUCCUUGACUCUUCUGAAGUGUCCACAGAAAGUGGCAAAGUUAGUCGAUUCCCCAAACCAGAGAUGGAAAUCCAGUUCACCCCUCUGCAACCCAAUAAGAUGGAGGUGAGGCACCAAGGCAGUACCUUACCACAUACAGUUAAAGUGAACAAGGCAAGAAAGAAAAGGAAGAGUGAAGAAAUGGAUGAGGAUUUUGUGAAAAGUGAGAACAAGAAAAACACAAAACCUGCCAUGAUUAAUUCACCUUCUACAAGCAACAAGAAAACGAUGUCAUCUAGAAAAGAAUACUUCUUAAGAAAGCAAGAAUCUACUUCAGGUAUAAAGUCACCUAAAAAGAAAGACAGAACACUGCAAAAAAUCGGAGACCUUUUUCAAAGCUCUCCUACAAUUAUUCACUCUAAAGCAAAGAAGCUGAUGGCAACAAUAAGCUCUCCCAAGUCUGCAGAACCAGAAGGUGUCAAAGAAAAUGAGCUCCAGCCAAAGCGAGCUAAGAGAAAACUCUAUGCAGGUGACCUUUAUUGCCCUCUGGAUAGUCCUCCUUCCUCGGUCUUUGUAGAACAAAAAGAGAAAGAAAGUGAUCAUCAGAUUAUCAAGCAAAGACUGCGAUCAAAACUAGCUAAAUAA